Molecule: messenger RNA, 622 nt
Organism: Neltuma alba
Lineage: Eukaryota; Viridiplantae; Streptophyta; Magnoliopsida; Fabales; Fabaceae
Product: oligosaccharyltransferase complex subunit OSTC-like
Exons: 3
Coding region: 15-551 (178 amino acids)
Cellular component (GO): oligosaccharyltransferase complex
Source: RefSeq, a predicted model, not a curated record
GCAACACUGCGAAAAUGCCGCCGAAACACGAAACUCAGGCUCUUCAUGGCUCUUCCUUUUCCACCGUCGCCGAUUCGUCGUCUUCCGCUUCCAUGGAUCCCCUCUUCCACAUUGUCCGGAUCCUCCCCUUUAGCUUCCUCCGCCCGCCUCGCCUCCGCCUCAAGCUUCCAUCUUUCACCCUCCCAUCUCCGAUGACCGUCUUUGCGCUAGUCCUCCUCACCUACUUCAUGGUCGUCUCUGGCAUCGUCUACGACGUCAUCGUCGAGCCCCCCGGCAUCGGGUCCACCCAGGAUCCAUACACAGGCUCCGUACGACCCGUUGUUUUCAUGUCCGGACGCGUCAACGGCCAGUACAUCAUCGAAGGACUCUCCUCUGGCUUCAUGUUCGUUCUCGGUGGGAUCGGAAUUGUCCUAUUGGAUCUUGCUUUGGAUCGCAACCGCGCGAAAAGUGUCAAGGUCUCAUACGCCUCUGCCGGCGUCUUCUCCGUCCUGCUUGCUUAUGUGAUGAGUAUGCUUUUCAUUCGUAUCAAGAUCCCGGCUUAUCUUAGAUGAAUUUUGUUCAAUUUCGUAUUAGAUAGCUGGGUUUGAGCAAUGAGUCUCCAGUUGCAGACAUUCAUAGAUUU